AAAGUGAUGCUACUUUAAGUAGUUUAAGUAUGAAAAGCAGUGUUUUUUGUGAAAAAUUUUUACACGAAUUGUUUGAAAUAAUUUUUCAUAGUUCAAAGUUAAUAUCAAUUAUUGAAAAGCUUAAAAUUGCCCUAAGUGGAACUGAUCAUUUGAAUAUUCAAGAAUUCGUGCUGACUUUAUCAACGUUAGCACCUUCCAUUGAAUUUUCUGAUUAUAACGGCAAUCUGCCGGCUAUUAUUACAUCACAACAACUUUUAUCUUUUACCCUUAUAGAAAUACAGAUGAACGCUCAAAUAUUGAAUGCCAUUAAGCAAUGUUUUAGAACUUCCAAAUUCAAUCAAGUUUAUCAACUCUUACAUUACCUCUUAUUCCGUCAUUGUGAUGGAUUAAAAGAUCAAAUUUAUCAACUGUUAAUUGAUAAUCCCACUUCAUUAAAAGUUAGGUCCUUGAGAAUAAUUGGCAAACUCACGGAAUAUUCCUUAUUGUUACAAAAAAUUGGUUCUCAUGUAGAGAAUUUGGUCAUCGAAUUAUCAUUUACCACGAUGAAAGAAAUGCUUUUGAGAAUGUUAUUAA
Molecule: messenger RNA, 573 nt
Organism: Funneliformis caledonium
Lineage: Eukaryota; Fungi; Glomeromycota; Glomeromycetes; Glomerales; Glomeraceae
Source: the annotation of a GenBank genome assembly